Notolabrus celidotus (New Zealand spotty) is the source of this 2922-nucleotide messenger RNA. RefSeq names its product insulin-like growth factor binding protein 6b (gene igfbp6b). Gene Ontology annotation, cellular component: extracellular region. Lineage: Eukaryota; Metazoa; Chordata; Actinopteri; Labriformes; Labridae. Gene Ontology annotation, biological process: regulation of insulin-like growth factor receptor signaling pathway. The transcript has 8 exons. The record is from RefSeq and is a predicted model, not a curated record. Gene Ontology annotation, molecular function: insulin-like growth factor II binding; fibronectin binding; insulin-like growth factor I binding. Bases 903 to 1508 code for a protein of 201 amino acids.
GCCAAUCAGAUGUCUCGAAGGGUUUGCGUGUAAGACAGACCUGGUUUUUAGGCUGUGCCACAUUUUCCUACAUUUCCUAACUUUUUGUCACCUUUAAUGAUCAUAAACUGGAAGGAUAUGAUAUAUUUUUAAUGAUUUUGCUGUGAAUUCCUAUCUUGAGUAGUCCUUUUAGGUGCCUGUCACUGCUGUGUCACACCAGGAGUGGCAGAGGAGGAACUCUCUGAGCCAGCUGGGAAGGACCUGAGCUUGGGAGACAGGAGAAGGAAGAGAUUGAUGAAGAAACAGCGUCUGGCUGGAGAAGGAAAAAUGUACAACCCAGGGCCAGUGUGGAAAGGAGAGCCCCCAUUGGUCUGGCGUGUGUCUUGGAACAUUUUCCUGAUAUGUGGAAAGCUGCAGCGCCCGAGCUGAUGGGAACACAAGACGGCAGAGCUGUGCAUUCAUGGCAGUCAGGAUCAAGUGUUGUGCUCUGAGAAGAUGCAUAAAGGACUUUUGGUUCUUCUUAAGAUGGAAAAUCCAAACAGGCUGUGUGGAGAGCAAUGGAUGGAUUUCUCUAUUAGCAGUUUGGCUCUGGUUGGUCGAUGUGCAUUCCUCCCAGAGUAACCUCCCCCCUCGCUCCUCCUAAUUAUCCAGAUGAUUACUCUUCCAAUUCAAACAACUGAUCUUUAAAAGCCGGUGCUUUGCCGUGUCUCUCUCGAUCUCCAUUUGUCUCCUCUGGCACUGCAGGGGACUCAACCAGCAAAGCACCAAGGAGAGCUACUGUAUAGAAACGAGAGAAAGACCGAGGAAAGGGGAGAGAAAGAGAGAGAGAGAGAGGGGAAGAAAUAUAUACAUCCAGAAAUAGAAUCAGCCACAUUUAACUGACAGAGAGUGACAAAGUGGAGAACCUGAGACCUGGACACAAAAUGCCUAUCCUUUCUAACUUAACAACCGUUGCUUUGUUGCUGAUUGCUCACUGCGGAUCAUGGACCGGGGCAAACCGCUUGGGCCCCUUCAAGGUCUGUCCCUCCUGCAAGGAUCCACUGGGGGCAGGCCGGCCCCCCAGGGACCAUAAUUCUGCUGGCAGCACAUCAGUGUUGGCCCAGGGAGAGCCCUGUGGUGUGUACACCCUGAGCUGUGCCAAGGGGCUCCGCUGUGUCCCCCCGCCGAGGGAGCACAGCCCUCUGCAGGCUCUGUUGCAGGGAAGGGGCAUUUGCGCCAAGCACAGCAGGACAACUCCCACUGAGAGGCCCCAGCCCACAGGUCCUCAUCCCUCACACAGUGGUGACAUUGAAAAAGCACCCUGCCGCAAGCUGCUUAAUAGUGUCCUGAGGGGUCUGGAGCUGACAAUCUUCCAGUCUGACCGUGACAUCUAUAUACCCAACUGUGACACCCGUGGCUUCUACAGGAAAAAGCAGUGCCGCUCCUCCAAGGGCAUGCAGCGUGGCCACUGCUGGUGUGUGGACGAGCUUGGCACGCCCGUGCCCUCACGUGCCAGUGAGGAUGGUACAGUACCGUGCGAUGGGGAGUGAGGGAUGAGGCUGUCCUAUUGCUCUGAGCCAGGAGGAAGAGGAGGAGGAGGAGGAGGUGGAGGAGCAGGAGCACAGGGAGAGGGGGUGGCUUUAGCAUGUGCUAGACACUGCCUGGACAGGAGGUAGCAGGGAUAAACCACUUCCUAUGGAAAACACACACCGGUUAAUGUCCUCUCUAAAGCAAGACACACACACUCUCACAGUCCAGCAGCAGCAACAGCAACAUCUGCCUGAAUGUUCAACAGUUGCAGCAGCGUCCUCUGCGUCUCCUGGUGACACGCUGCAUGCUCACAUUAACGCUCCGUGAACUGCCUCAGUGAUCCAAAGCGGUAUUACUCCGAAUGAUCUCUAUAUUCCCUGGCUCUUGUCCCGGCUUUCUGGUAGAUUUCUGUUUUUCUUUUGAGUUUAGGAUAGCUGACACUGCCUGUGUUUGUUCUGAUCUCAGUGGGCUGAAAUACUGUUACGCAGGUGAUCUGACACAGAUGUUUAAAAAAGAUGUGUCUCCCUCACCGUCCUCUCUCCCUCUCUCCAAAGAUACACUGAUAUCAACGUACCUAAUCCACAGAAUUUUUCUUUUCUAUUAAUUUAUUUUUGAGUCUGUAUUUCCAUCCAGUACUGCUUGAAUCUUACAGUAUCUUAUAUAUGUGUCGUCAGAGUCAGAAAAAAUAGUCAUAUGAAUAUGAUCCUGGAUGCUUCUGUUCAUUUUAUUUCUGACUGCUUAUUUAGUUGAUUGUUUGUACAUAUGUUUGAAUUUUGUGGUCGACUGUGUGUUCUGAAGUGGCAGACUAAAAGCUUACGGCUGUUACCCUUUUCAAAAAGUUGUAAGGCAUAUUUUUAUACACGUCAAUAUAAUAUUUUAUAUAUGAAUUGUUGGUUUAUUUAAUGAACUACAGUACAAUGCCAUGUAUUUUUAUAUUGUCAGCAGUUUCUUAUUUAAAGACAGAGAUUAUUUUAUUUCAUGUUAGGGGAAGUGUUGUGCUUCAGAGGCACCUUUAUGGCAAAACUCAUCACAUUCAUCAGAGGUCUAUUCAACUGCUGCACAUGUCAUGGUUAUAUCUUAUGUUUUCACUUCCUUUUUUUAUUUAUGCAUCGUUUAUUUGAGAACUGAGAAUGUUCAUGUAACUGUUUUGUUUCGUUUCGGCACAUCAUACUUUCCGAUUCUGGUUUCAACAGAGGAAAAAAACGAGAUCAAAUUUGUUAUUGUUCUAGUCUGUCUCUCCCGAGUCCUUGCAAAAGUCAUGAAAUUGUGUGCUCUGUCAGUGUGAUUAGAAUUUAUCUAUUUCUGAACAAUCUUGUUGUGCCAAUGUGUGUGCCGUGAUGAAAGGUCUGUGCACAAAGGACCUGUAAGAUUUACAAAAAUGAAAAUAAAACAUAAUGAUAAUAAAAGUGGAGAAGAUUAAAACAUAUAUUAAUA